CCACCCCCCUUCCUUGACCUUCACCGUUCGGCAGCAAGAGGCCCGCCCACCCUCUUGAAAAUCUGAAUUUCUGAAAACUUUAUUUGCAAGUUGUUUGUUUUGUAAUUUUAAAAUUAAUUUCAUGUACAUAUUGGUGUAAAUUUGCAGUGCGUACUUCGUUCCCCUCCUCCGUAAGAAAGAAAAAGUUAUUUUUGAGCUAAGAAGAUCCCAAAAAUAAAUAUCAAGAUUUAUCUUUGUAUUUUGUAUGUAGUGUCUACAAAAAGAAGUUGUUGGUUCUUGACUAGGUUGCCCUUCCAAGUGUGCGUUUAAAUUAUUGCAAUGGAGGUUGGCUUUGCUAAUGGAACAAUAACACUGGACAGUGACAAAGCUGUAUACUAUCGUGGACAAUUCAUUACUGGAAAUGUCAGCUUUAGGCUGGGGGAGCCAGUUAAUGUAUCAGCGAUUAAUAUCCAGUUUUUGGGCAUGGCCCAAGUGAUAUGGUCGGAACGUGAAGAACACAAACAGCAUGGAAGGAGUUUUGAGACGACUGUGCAGUACAAAGCGGAGGAGCAGUAUUUCAAUGUUGUGCAGUGCUUAUAUGGCGGGCAGGGUGUAACCCAACUACCACCAGGCCCUCAUUCAUUCCCGAUCCAGUUCCAAAUACCGCCAACUGUGCCCUCAUCCUUCCAAGGGGAGAGGGGGCAAGUGGAUUACGAAAUUAGGGCAACUAUGGAGUACCCAAUCCAGAAAAGGGAUGAACUUGUGAAACUGUUUACAGUGGUUGUACCUACUGACUUGAAUAAGGAAGACCCUGAAAUAGCUAAACCGCAAACCCUAUCUUUCGAAGAAGUGUUUAGCUGCUCCUGCAGCCCCCGGCCUCUGACGAUAAAUGUGGGGCUUCCUGUGGCUGGCUUCUGCCCGGGGCAGGUCAUACCGGUCACGGUGAAUGUAAAGAACAAGGCAAAUCGUAAAGUGAAGAAGGUUAUACUGCAGAUUGUCACACGCACCCGCUACCACAGCCAGCAACCAGUGGCCAAGUACACGACGCCAGAAGAAGUGCUCGCGUCAACCAAAACCAAACCUGUGCUCAGCAACAUGGAGCGUCACUACUCGUGCGAGCUCCAGUUGCCUGCUUUUAUAGCGCCUAACUUGGACAGCUGCGGUAUCAUGGAUAUCGGGUACUUCUUCAAGGUGGUAGUCAAAUUGUCAGGAUGCACCGACGACCUGGAAGACGCAGGUGAAAUCUUCAUGGGGCAGAUACCGCUGGCCAACUUCACGGACGGCCGCUACGAGCAUCCCAUGGCACACAGCCUGCCUUCGGGGCCGGUGCCAGAAUACUUCCCUCAAUCAGAGCCCGCGACGACCCAAAUCAAUCCAGUCAAUGCGUUCCACACUCAAUCCGUUAACCCACAAGUCAACAUGUACCCAGGUUACCAACAUCCUCAAGCUAAUGUAUACCCGGGUGCGGUACAUCCACCAUCGAAUCAGGUCAGUGCGUACCCAGGAUACCCACAGCAGCCUCUGAUAAGCCCCACGGCACCGGUCCUGGAUGCUUACCCUCCCACCUCGAGUGUAAGCAAUCCCAUGUACGAUAUGGGCUUUAGAGCGCCAGGGUAUCCUGGUCAACAGUAGGGAUGCACGGAGAUCCGGUUCUGCAAAAUAUAAUUGAGAUAUAAGAUGUAGGUCUUAAGCCAGGCCAGCAUUUUUACGUAAUAAUUACGUUUUAGAGAUUUCGAUCAGUCACAGACCAAAAUAAAGAAAAACGAGUUUAUCAACAUAUUUGCGACGUACUUAGAGGUAAUUAAUUUAUAAUUUCUUUAAAUUAAAAGACUGAUUAUAAAACAAUCAAUGUUAGAUUUAACAUCAGUAAACAAUACAAAAAUAUACCAAAUUAUGUUCGGAAUCUCUAAAUUUAAUAGUUAAAUCUCAAUAAUUUAUUAAUGAUGCGAAAUUGAUUGAUUGCUUUAUUAGAGUAGGCGCACACCGUUUAUUUUUAGUUGGCCGAUAGUUGUGCCCGAUUUUAAAUUGUAUGAAGAAUCGGCCAAAUCGAAUCGGCGUAGUGUGCGCACUCCCAUACAUGCCCAUACUGAUCAACUGCCCGACUACUAUCGGUCGACGUAAAAUCAACGGUGUGCGCCUACUCUUAGGCUUGAAAUAUGUCUUACUUGUUUAC
Ostrinia furnacalis (Asian corn borer) is the source of this 2152-nucleotide messenger RNA. RefSeq names its product arrestin domain-containing protein 2. The record is from RefSeq and is a predicted model, not a curated record. Gene Ontology annotation, biological process: protein transport. Gene Ontology annotation, cellular component: cytoplasm. The transcript is spliced from 6 exons. The coding region runs from base 319 to 1611 and encodes 430 amino acids. Lineage: Eukaryota; Metazoa; Arthropoda; Insecta; Lepidoptera; Crambidae.